CAAAAAUCGGCAUCCAUUUUCAGCUUAUUUGAAGCAGGGAGGCAAAACGCUGCCAGCACGCCCAAACCAUGGUAAUGAUAAGCUCUCCGAAAACAUUUAAUGCCCAGCUGAGACCACGACGGCCAGCGGGUGAUAUUACCAUCUGCGGAUAGGGGAAGAGGGUUGAAAGCCUAAAGAUUUCGCGCGGGGAUUUCGACUUUGUGAGCUGAUUGCCGGUGAUUGGGUCCUAGACGGGGCCUAAUUUUGGUAGUCGAUGUCAGCGGGAGCGGGUUAAAUAUAGGCUUGUGAUAGUCCAGCGGGGAUCCUUGUUCCGCUCCCUAUCAUAUGUAGUUAUGGCUGACCACUUUGCCGCUGGGCUUCUUUUCAAGACAGAGAAGAAGCUACGCCGGCGCCGGUCUAUUCCCUAUAUCAACUUUGCUUAAUUGAGGGAAUAUUGACGGGUAAUAGGAAGAAGUUGACAUACAAGAAGAAGACGCGUCGAACAUACCAGCUCGGACCUGCACGUCUAUCUGUGAACCGGGACGGAUGAAAGCAGACCUGCGCGAGAUUUUCUGCGUCAAAACAAGAAAUAACACCACUGAAACCAGAAUGAUAAUGCUUAGUUGAAGCCGCCGGAUAUGAUGACCCUAUUGCGCUCUGCUUUCGCAACGGUUUCGGGCGAUAUUUUACGCUGGAAUCAUAAUAAGCAGCCCCAUUCUGCGCUUACUAUGCGUACUAAUCGAUCUAUUUUUGUUGCUGCGGCUGUUGACUGCCAUGCCGCUAUUGCCCAUCUGAUCCUUUAAUCAUGACACCAACGAUUCAGGAGACGUUAUUAUUUCCUGCGAUGUGAGGUUGUCCUUGGCCCUUUAUGACUGGAACGUUGGACAAUCCGCCAGAAACGGUUGUUUUCCGGAACACAAACCCACAUUCCCCUUUUUUUUGCUCCUCCUGUCCCUGUGUCUGGCUGUCAAUCUUCUUCAGAACCAUCGUAUUCAUCUCACUAGGGGAAUAACGUCGACCGUAUCCGUUAUUUGGCUGCGAGAUCAACUCCCGUUUUCCCCGCUUGCUUUUUGAAGUUGAGGGGAUCAUGGCGAAGCAGCGAAACACAGCCAUGACAGCGGCAAGUGGAAUUAGCGGAGCGAGCCUCAAUGCUAUGAUCGCAACGCCUCCCGAGCUAAAUAGUUCCUUACUCAUGGGGGCUUUUCAAAAUAAUAAAAAUUAUGCUAGCAUGGAUGAUCUUUUGUGCUUUCUGUGGAUUUUCUAUUGGGGCAAAGGCGGGCCAGGGUCCUUGGGCAUCAUCGUCCGCGAUUCGUCCCCGCCUGUCUUUAUAAGUCAAUCGCUCCCACCCCUGAGGGAUAUCAUUAUCGGCUGCUAUUAUGAUAUGAUGGAUCUUGCACUUCUCUCCAACAUAUCUUGAUAUAGACUGACACUUGCGACACACAUUCAUCUUGCUCUCUCCUUGCUGGCUUCGGAUACUUCGCUUUAUCUUUCACCUUCGCACCUUUCAUAUAUACACACAAUCCGUACAUCUAUCUACCUAACGAUAAGAUGGCUACAUCACUCGAUCAAAGACUACCGUUCACAUACGACCUAGGUAACCAGUAUCAAAAUAUAAGAGGCAGUUCGCAACCUCCAAGCCGACAUACCAACAUGGCGAACGUACCAAGGAUAGAGUUAUAUUCACCACAGGAAUCCGUACCUCGGUGCUAUGCAACGGUUUCACCAUCCGCAAUCAGACAACCGCUCGAUGCUCCUGUCUCCAUCUUCUCAUCCGACUAUGAGAAAACGAUCAAGAAAUCCAAAUCAGACACCGGCAUGCGGAAAAGCUUCUGGUCGAAGCUGAAGAGAAACAAGAGUGGAAAUCAUCGCCAUUCCGACAUGCUCACAGCUUACACUAGAUCGGAUCCCCGACAGGCUAGGGCGAGCGGAAAACUCAUCUGGUCAAGCGAGCAUCAUAUAUGGAUGUUCCCGGACCCCGACACCAGCGGCGACGAGCAGCACAGUGCCCCAUGGCAGUUGUGGCCGACUCGGGAGAAUGGACGCAGACCUAGAUCUACCAUGACGACCCGACUCGCGAACGACAGUGACGAACUCCUCUUUGCGCAAAUACCUGGCCAUUACACCCUCAGCCCAUACGACUCUGUCAACAACGACGACCUUCUUCCAACUUAUACGGCCGGCAGAAACUUUGGUGAUGUGGCUACCCGAACGGGAACAGAAAGCCAGUGGACACUCGUGGCGACGAGGGUCAGUGGAUCUACUUCGGUGCGCUGAAUGCUAUUAAAGAAAAAAAGAGUGAUAUCUCAAUAUAUGCUUCGGCUUUUUCCUCCCUUCCUCAAGUGAAAAGUUUCAAUCUUAUAUCUAUCGCUGGAGCCCGGUUCAAGGAUUCUUUUCCAACUUUUUCUUCUGCCCUUUGAUGAGUACCUAUCUCCUUUCUCGAUGACGAGCUAUGACCCUUGCUAUAUCGGACUCGAUGUCUUUCGUUGAUUGGGCUUUGGCAAGGUCGUCAGUUGCAGUUGCUGGGCUAGAUUGCGCAUUUAUUACCAUCGUUAUAUUUCCAAAUUUCCACGCCUACUUUUUGGACUAUGAAGAAUGGCCAUUGGCAUGGAUUCCUAAAUCGUUAUUGCAUCUGGAAUCUGUUGAGCCUCCCUCUCGUUUUAAUCCGUUUAGAUACCCAUACACAUUUCUGUUCCUAUCCCGUUCAAUAAUAUACAUUAGUUUUGGUUGCAUAGAUACUGGUGGGCAUGGCGUUUUGACUUUUUUGAUAUGGAUUUUACAAUUCUUUUAGCUCCAUUUUCAGUAAAUGCUAGAUUUAUUUUUAUUUCAUUAUCUUAUAGAAAUUAUUAUAUUUCUUCUCAUCAUCUUGCUCUCAUCACUUUCUUCUCCACUCC
This is a messenger RNA of Blastomyces dermatitidis ER-3, 2870 nucleotides long. RefSeq lists its product as uncharacterized. The record is from RefSeq and is a predicted model, not a curated record. Lineage: Eukaryota; Fungi; Ascomycota; Eurotiomycetes; Onygenales; Ajellomycetaceae. The transcript is spliced from 3 exons. The coding region runs from base 1528 to 2253 and encodes 241 amino acids.